AACUGAAUCAUCGUGAAAAGCUUUUGAAAUGAUCAAAGUUUGCGUUUCGUCUGAAAAAUCGUGAAAAUUGGUGUUAAUUAAUCGUAUAAUUAAUUAAUUUAAUGUUCCAGUUGAAAAUUCUCGCCAUAUUGAUCGAGUAAGAACACUAAUUCGUUAUAUUUUCGUUAAAACAGAGCCAGUAUUUUAAUGUUCAGCCGGCCGGAGCGUUUGCGUAUGAGAACACCUAAAGAUGGUGUAGGAAGAUACGAUUAUUUGAAACAAUUAAUCACCGAAUUUGGAACUACAAAAUCUCAUCAAAAUAAACUCCAAGUGAUCGCAAAUUUGGCUAAUUUCGCUUACGAUCCGAUCAACUAUAAGUUUCUGACGUCUCUACGUGUUAUCGAUUUAUUCCUGGAUCAACUUUCCGAAUCUGAUCCUGCUUUGGUACAAUAUGCCAUCGGAGGGAUUUGCAAUAUCGUCAUCGAUCCUGUUCAGCAAGAAUAUCUGAUCCGAUCUAAGGGGAUCAAUUCGGUGGUGAAUUGUUUACAUUCCGAAGACGAGCAAACUGUUCUUUCGGCUAUUACCAUAUUGAUAUCUACACUGGCUUCUGGAUCGAAUUUCGAUUAUAUCAACGAAGGAGUAUUGAACCAUAUGAAACAGUUAUCCACCAGUUCGAACAUCAGAUUCCAGAACUUGGCUAAAAUAUUUCUGCAAGAUUUCAACGUUCGUUUGGGUUCAGAUCAAUCAACAUCGAAAUGAUCGCCAAUCUCAGCACUAAAAUCUUAUCUACGAUACCCAAACAACGUAUAUUCCAUCGACAUCUCAGCUGCGGUGAUAAAUACACCCUCACAAGAGUAUUUACCACCCAAGAUCUUCACUCGUUCGCCGAAUUAAC
Planococcus citri (citrus mealybug) is the source of this 874-nucleotide messenger RNA. Its product is annotated as armadillo repeat-containing protein 7. The transcript is spliced from 5 exons. The record is from RefSeq and is a predicted model, not a curated record. The coding region runs from base 187 to 738 and encodes 183 amino acids. Lineage: Eukaryota; Metazoa; Arthropoda; Insecta; Hemiptera; Pseudococcidae.